UGCAUAAAAUAUUGUGUUAUGAUGUGCAUAUAAAUUAGAGGCUGUAGCGCAGCGAUUUCUAUUAGAUGAACUACAUAAUUUUCCGUGUAGUGUUAAGUCUACAUUCCUGUUCUUGCCUAACCGUUCUAACCUUCUUCGUAUAAUAACAGACAGUGGAUUCUCCUAGUUAGUUAGGCGGGCCAUAGCGCUGGUGUUGGACCUGUUUGCGUAGACCCUGGAAUUUUUACAGGCAGUGCGCGACUAUCGCCACUACGCUCAUUGGCCAGCGCCGCUAUAUAAAAUGCCGCAGUGCCGUAUUUCACUGUAGACCACUGUUGGCUGGACAAGAGGGAGCUCUUUCGCUGCCAUACAACGGAUACCUAUGCUUUGAGCGCUCCAGCACGAUUGCUAAAGUGAAUGUUCUCGUUAUCUGAAUUAUUUUAAUCGUAUCUGAGAUUGGACAGCUUAAUUCACAAUGAAGGAGAGAAGAAUCCCACAGCCUUUGGUGGUGAGGUGUAAGCUUGUUUUGGUGGGAGAUGUUCAAUGCGGAAAAACAGCAAUGCUUCAAGUCCUUGCAAAGGAUUGUUAUCCAGAGACAUACGUCCCGACAGUAUUUGAGAACUACACUGCUGGCCUGGAGCUGGAGGAUCAGCGCGUUGAGCUCAGUCUUUGGGACACGUCGGGGUCUCCAUACUAUGACAACGUCAGGCCUCUCUGCUACAGCGACUCUGACGCUGUCCUCCUGUGUUUUGAUAUCAGCCGCCCAGACACAGUAGACAGCGCACUAAAAAAGUGGAAGACAGAGAUCCUUGAUUUCUGCCCCAACACACGCAUCCUCCUGGUAGGCUGCAAGACAGACCUCCGCACAGAUGUGUGCACUCUAAUGGAGCUGUCCAAUCAAAAGCAGACACCCAUCUCACAUGAGCAAGGUUCAGCCCUGGCAAAACAGCUGGGUGCUGAGGCCUACCUGGAGUGCUCGGCCUUCACCUCGGAGAAGAGCAUCCACAGCGUGUUCCGCACGGCGGCACUGGCCUGCCUCAACAAGCUGCAGCCGCCGGCCAAGCCCAGCCCCGCCCGCCGCCUGUCCAAGCGCCUGCUGCACCUGCCCAGCAGGUCGGAGCUGCUCACCUCCACCUUCAGCAAGGAGAAGGCCCGUAGCUGCUCCAUCAUGUGAACCCUCCUCCCUUUUCAAUCCAAGCCCCCUCAUCGAGCCAAAGAACAGCUCCCACGCGUUCAUUUCAGAAGCACCCUGGGAAAGGGGUGGGGUGGGGUGGGGUGGGGUUCGAUCACAAGCCCCUCUUGCCUCACCGGGUCACACUCCGUUUUAGCUUUGCCCUCAUCUCUCAAAAGAAAAACCAAACGAGCAGCUGCCAUCUUGGAUUUUAGGGUUUUAUCAGUGCACAUCAGUCUAGCUGUUGCUCUGUCUCUACACUGAGAGAGAAGUCAGGGCCAUUUCUCCCUCACACCAGCGUAGCAUCCUGCUGUUUCCAUUUUAUUGUAGA
Molecule: messenger RNA, 1481 nt
Organism: Clupea harengus (Atlantic herring)
Lineage: Eukaryota; Metazoa; Chordata; Actinopteri; Clupeiformes; Clupeidae
Product: rho-related GTP-binding protein Rho6
Biological process (GO): small GTPase-mediated signal transduction
Molecular function (GO): GTPase activity; GTP binding
Source: RefSeq, a predicted model, not a curated record